Anopheles stephensi (Asian malaria mosquito) is the source of this 1788-nucleotide messenger RNA. RefSeq lists its product as uncharacterized. The transcript is spliced from 3 exons. NCBI's taxonomy places the organism in Eukaryota, Metazoa, Arthropoda, Insecta, Diptera, Culicidae. The record is from RefSeq and is a predicted model, not a curated record. Bases 1 to 1596 code for a protein of 531 amino acids.
AUGGGCUCAGAUGGGUGCUUUCGAGUGUCUCCCAUUCAGUUGCUGCUCCUGGGUGCUACGACACAACACAGCAUGUUUUACCUACGCAGGUUCGGCGUCUUGCAAGCCGCCAUCUUCUGCUGGCUAUUCCUGAGCAUCGGACAAGCAGAACCGGUGCCAGACUUUGCGAUCAAUGCCGCCAUUACGGGCAGUGCGACAGUUUCAUCGCUCGCACAGGAGACGCGCCUCCUGUUCAAGGAUGUCGGUGGGACGGUGUAUGAGCUGCAGGCCGGCUACGAACGGCUAGCAACGGUGAAGGAAGCACUGACCGAUAUUGCCACGAAACUGUCCAUCGCCGGCAUGACGCUUACGCAGGCAAUCUCUACGAUGGCACUCAACAACAGUGGCCCGAUACCGACGUAUUUCGAUGCCAUCUCGAACGCCAUCAACAGUCUGCAGGCGCUCCUCACCAACGGUUUAACGACGCAGCUCGGCACGCUUACCAGCACGAUCGAUCGGUACGUGUCGGCCAAGCUGGGAGACAGCUUCCGGACCAUGUCCCAGACGCUGAACACGCUGGCCCAAAGUGUGGCUAACCUGAGGGCGGCUGUUACCAGCGCCCGGCAGGCAGCCGGUUCCUCCACCACCGUGUCCUCGACCAUCGCCCGCCGGUACGUGACGACGCGCAUCGUCAGCGACAUCACCAAUGGCGUCCGGUUGCUCAAAUCGGACGUCCCGAUUCUGGUGUACGUCGUCCGGACGACGCUCGGGUCGUUCCAGACGGCGGACGAGUAUCUGACGGGCUUCACCGCCGAAGCGCAGCUGCGUGAAAACGACAUUCACGAGCAGGGCAACAGCUACAGCAUCGAUGUGAACGAUCUGGUCUCCGGCAUCAAAGCCAACACCACGACCGUGUUAACCGCUCCCUACAUCAAGCUUUCCGAAACGUACACCCAAACGGUGCAGAGCAGGGUGGAGACGAGCGCCAGCUUCAAAACGUUGGCCGACGCAAUACUGUCGGAAGUACGAUCACUGUUCAGCGACAGUGUGGCCAUAACGGAUAGAAUUGAAACCACGUUCGCGGCGUACCUGCAGCUCGUGCUGGCACUGGACGACGAUCUGGCCACGUUCUACGGUGCGAGCAUGUGUGCGGUGGUGCGCGAUCUGAUCCAGGUGCUGAUCGAGAACGGCCCGAACGCACAGUUCUGUUUCAGCAAGUUCGGCACGAAGGUGUUCAACUUCUUCGUGCUGCACACGUACGAUGCGGCCGCCUGCUAUCGGCUGCAGUUUAUGCGGCUGGAGAAGCUGCGCAACGGGAUCUACAGCAUCAUCGUGCUGAUGCUGCACGACAUUGAAGAUUUCAUCGACAAUGUGGAGCGCUGCACGCAGUUCAACGAUGUGCAGAAUUGUGACAGCUUCCUCGGUACCGAAUAUCAGACGCUCUUCACGUACACGACCGAAAAGCGGGACGCCCUGUACCGGCUGCUGGUGCAGGAAACGAGCGCCAGCUUCUACCGGAUGGAGGGAUGCUUCAGCAACAGCAAGCACCUGCUCGUGCUGGAUGCCGAGGACAUGAAGACGUCCAUCGAGAAUUGCAAAAUAAAUGGACCGUUGUGAAGCUUCUUACCGUCCCCGUACUCGUUUAGAUUAGAGAGCUUAUUUCGCCGUGAGUUUUGAAUAAACUGUUUAGAAAUAAUACGAUCGCGGUGUGCGUGUGCGUGUGUGUUUGUGGCAGAAUUCAUCACGUCGCUUGGCUCGAGAAGAAUCGUGAACACACUGUUUGUGCAGCUGAUCGUCACACACGUUCUG